Aureobasidium subglaciale EXF-2481 is the source of this 871-nucleotide messenger RNA. RefSeq lists its product as uncharacterized. The record is from RefSeq and is a predicted model, not a curated record. NCBI's taxonomy places the organism in Eukaryota, Fungi, Ascomycota, Dothideomycetes, Dothideales, Saccotheciaceae. The coding region runs from base 21 to 827 and encodes 268 amino acids. The transcript has 2 exons.
UCGGGAUAGAAUGACUCACAAUGCCAACAAAUCUCGAUCUGGGCAGUCUGCGUUUGUCAAGUCCAUCAACUGGUCUCGACCUUGCCCUGACUAGCGGCGCCUCCAUAUCGACUUUGGCUGCUUGUUCCUUCCUCGAUACUCCGUCAAUCACUAAUAUUGAAUCUGGUCGUGUAUGGGUAGCUCCUGCGACCAGCGUCCAGCUACUUCUUGACUUCGUCUGGUUAUUUGUUCCGUCGAGUUAUGAUAUCUUAGAACAACGCCUUGUCAACACGCUUCGACGUGCAGCGCUAUGGGAUCAGCUGAGCCUUCAGCCUUCUUUGACCAUUGAACCUUCGCCGCAUCAAGAUACCUCGCUUCGUAUAGUCUUGUCAUUGACCUCUAUCUCCCAGCCUUCUUCAAACAAGAAGGCCUCGAUCCAUCGCCUGGGUAAGGACGUCCCGAUCAGUCACCUCAAACCUCCAGAUGGACUGCCACAUUGGAUUUUGGACCAAGUUCGCCUCAGGUUUGACAUUCAAACACCCUCUCGACCUCCACCAAUCAAUAAGGACGCUAUGCUGCUCGAGUGUUCAACACUGCCCGAAGCUCAAGCGACUUGUGUGUCAUCCUCAACGGACGAUGCUAAACACUGUGUUGAUCUGAUAGAUGCCGCACUUCGACUUGCAAUCACUAGUCUGCCUCCGAAAGCACUUUCGGGCAUGAAGAUCACUGAGAGAUCAUCGUUCAAACAUCUUGAUUACGUAUGUCCUGCCAUGUGGAGCCUAGGCCACAUCGAGGUAGACUCAAUGAGAAACGGUUUUGCUCAGGCUCAUACUGAUGAACCCAUAUAGGCUCUUGCUACACGAGCAGUCUUUCUGCCAACAAUCAGCCACGC